Messenger RNA from Culicoides brevitarsis, 327 nucleotides. Its product is annotated as holotricin-3-like. The coding region runs from base 1 to 327 and encodes 108 amino acids. The transcript has 3 exons. The record is from RefSeq and is a predicted model, not a curated record. Lineage: Eukaryota; Metazoa; Arthropoda; Insecta; Diptera; Ceratopogonidae.
AUGAAGUUCUUACUGUUUCUCGUGAUGUUAAUUGGACUAACUCUUGCUGCACCACAAUUUGGCGGAGGAAACACUGGCGGAGGUGACUUCCAUAUUUUGCCAUAUCCGGGUCCCGGAAGCGGAGGAUUCCAAGGUAAUUUCCCUCAGAGACCUGGAGGAGGCUUUGGCGGAGGUUAUACCGGAGGAAGACCAGAUGCAUAUAGUAACUUUGGAGGAUUUCCUGGAUAUGGAGGAAAUUUUGGAGGCGGAUUCGGCGGCAGACCAGGAGGAUUUAAUCCUUAUUCAGACCGACCUAUUCCCGUUGAUCCUGGAAUCGGAAAUGGCUAA